AUGGAGAGCUUCCUGGGAGGCCGCAAAGCCGCCCUUCAGGUACCCGCCACGCCAUAUAUAGAUGUAGAAAUACAGGCUGCUUUUAAAAGGGACGGUCUCGUGAGAGGAAAUUGUGUCACCCUGGGCAGGGAUGCGGAGCUGGGUGCGGAGCUGUAAAUAUCAUGGAUAUGAGUGUGUGUGUGUGUGUGUACAGCAUCAUAUCUGUAUAUAUGUAUAUAUGUGUAUAUAUAUAUAUAUAUAUAUGUGUGUGUGUGUGUGUGUGUGUGUAUAUAUAUAUAUAUAUAUAUAUAUAUAUAUAUAUAUGUGUGUGUAUAUACAGUGUGUGUGUGUGUGUGUAUAUAUAUACACACACACACACACAUAUAUAUAUACAUAUGUGUGUAUAUGUAUAUAUGUAUAUAUAUAUAUAUAUAUAUACAUAUACACACACACACACACACACACACAGUGGUACCUCGGGUUACAUACCCUUCAGGUUACAGACUCCGCUAACCCAGAAAUAAUGCUUCAGGUUAAGAACUUUGCUUCAGGAUGAGAACAGAAAUCGUGCUCCAGCGGCGCAGCAGCAGUGGGAGGCCCCCAUUAGCUAAAGUGGUGCUUCAGAUUAAGAACAGUUUCAGGUUAAGUACAGACCUCCGGAACAAAUUAAGUACUUAACCCGAGGUACCACUGUAUAUAUAUAUAUAUACACACACACACCUACAUACCUAUAUAUGAGAGAAAUAGAUUAUUAUUAUUACAAUUUAUUGCCUGCCCAACAAUUGAAACACAAUACUGUAGUAAAAACUGUUUGAAACAGCUUAAAAUUACAGAAACAAGGUGGGUCCUAAAAAGAGAUAGAUACAUACUUACAUACAUUCCUCCCUUCCAUAUUUGUGUGCAUAUACAUUUCCUCUAUUAUUAUAUUACUUAAUAGGGUUGCUAUAUUUCAAAAAGUGAAAAUCUGGACCCUGUUAUUAUUAUUACUAUUUGGCCCAAAGUUGUUGAGCUAUGUCUAUAUCUGAUAUGUCUAUAUCUUUUUCUUGGGUAGAGUCGUCAUAGCGAUCCAUAGUCCUCUUUUGUGUCCAUGUUUUGCUCUUCAAAAUAUGGCAACCCUGUUUUUCCGCACUGACCGGCAGCAGCAGCAGCUCUCCAGGGUUAUGCCAAUGUGGGGUUGAGCCUGGGACUGUCAGCACGCACUCUGAACCCCUGAGCUACGGAGGUCUUUUGGACAGCGGGUGCAUAUAUGUCUGUACAGUUGUGAUAGGAAUUUUAUGGUCUUAGAUAUAUGGUAAUGUUCAUAAGUGUACCAACCAAGCACGUACAUAGAUCAGCACAGGAAGACCCACCUGAAACCAUUUUGAUUCCUAAACCGAGCAAGUGUUUUCUCUGCAAGGUCAAAGUGGGAAACCUCCCAUUGUCUCUUUCUUCACAAAUCUUGUCUUAAGGGCACAUUUAAGAUAUGAAUAAGGUGUGAGCCUGUGACCUGGCUCAGGAACUAAGUAUUUAUCAUUACAAAAGACAAAAGGCUACCCAGGCAAUCCAAUCAGGUAACCUGCCAGACAGGAGAUAAACAACAUUCAAAUUUCUGUUUUAGACCGCCUUUUCUGUGAUGUAGGUAUGAUGUAUCUGAGGGGUGGUCUUAGGUUACACCCCUUCUGUGAUGUAUGUAUGAUGUUUCUGGGGGUGGUCUUGAUCUACAGGGUGGCGAGGCGAUUUCAAAAGUCUUUAUAAGGCCUUGCACGCCAUUUUUCUGGGUUCCUCCUCCUCUCCCGUGUGCAAGGGGAGCACAGAUCAAUAAAGAUCAAGCUUACUAGCUGCUUUGCUUCUCAAUAUUCUCAAUAUUCUCUGGUUGGCCUCUGUUCUUUUCUCCUACCAAUAGGGAACCUAUGUAAGGACUCUAUGGGCUCUUGGAUACCCCAUAAGGGAAAAGGGCAAUUUUUGUUUACAACACAGUCGUGCACUGGAAGUCGAAAGGAAUCCGUUCCGGAAGUCCGUUCGACUUCCAAAACGUUCGGAAACCAAAGUGCGGCUUCUGAUUGGCCCCGGAAACAAUGCCGACAGCUGAAACAGAUGUUCGGCUUCUGAAAAACCUUUGCAAACCGGAACACUUACUUCCGGGUUUGCUGCGUUCAGGAGUCGAUUUGUUCGUCAGCAAAGCCGUUCAGGAACCAAGGUACCGCUGUAUCUAAGGAGUAAACCCUACACAAAUCCGUAGUGGGGUCCCUAAGAUGGUUGGAUGGUGCCUUGUACGCCUCCUUCCAGUAACUCCUGCAGCCCAGCUGGUGCCAAAUAUUUUGCUCUGCUUUGCUUUGGACCACCGAUAUGUAACAAAGGAAAUCCUCUGUGUUGCAACACAGGCAACUCUAAACACAUGGCUAGUAAUGGUCUAACAAAAUAUUUGUAACGCGUAUUAUUUCAACAAUUCUUAAACAGAAAAUAUGUUACAUCAUCGCAAGCUGAUGAAGAGUUACUAUCGAAACAAUUCAUCAUCUGGAAAAACUGCUCUAUGUUUGGAGCGUCCAUUACUGCACGGUUACAGGAUUGCAACUGUUGAAAGGCUUACAGUCAUACCUCGGGUUACAGCCACUUCAGGUUGCGUUUUUUCGGGUUAUGCCCCGCCGAAACCUGGAAGUACCGGAACAGGUUACUUCCGGGUUUCGACUGUCACACAUGCGCAGAAGCGCUAAAUCGCGCUUUGCGCAGAAGCAUCGAAUUGCAACACGUGCAUGCACAGACGUGCCACUGCGGGUUGCGAACGUGCAUCCCGCACGGAUCACAUUCUCAACCCGAGGCAUCCACUGUACAGUGGUACCUCGGCUUAAGUACUUAAUUCGUUCCAGAGGUCCGUUCUUAAUCUAAAACUGUUCUUAACCUGAAGCACCACUUUAGCUAAUGGGGCCUCCUGCUGCCGCCGCGCCGCCAGAGCACGAUUUCUGUUCUCAUCCUGAAGCAAAGUUCUUAACCUGAGGUACUAUUUCUGGGUUGGUGGAGUCUGUAACCUGAAGCAUAUGUAAGCUGAAGUGUAUGUAACCCAAGGUACCACUGUAUUUGCCUCUUUGAUACUGAUUGAUUACAUUCUCUAAUUUUGUUCAUGCAAUAUUGAUUGAUUUUCAUUAUUUGUGACUCCAUUACAUAUUUUCUGUUUAAGAACUGUGAAAUGAUACGUGUGACAAAUAUUUUGUUAGAACAUUAUUAGCCGCGUGUUGCCUGUGACUGUAGAGUUUCAUUUGGACCACAGCAGCGAGGCCAAGAGGGGGGGUCUUGUUAUCUGGGCAACCCAUGACCUCCAGACCCGCUGCCCAAGCUUGCGCCCAGGGGAGGUCGCUUCAGUGCUGCACCCCCAGAGGGGCACUCCAUUGUCUCUCGAGACAGACGGGUGCCAACAGCAAGAAGUCCACCCAAAGUGGAUGAUCCUUUGCUAAGAACAGUUCCAGUUACUUUUCGUGUCUGCAAAGGGAGUUUGCUGUUGAGACGAAGAGCAGUUCUUUGCCCGAAGGUAAAGUGAGGCUCCAACCAUGUGCUCCACACCGCGUUCUUCAAAGCGACGAUUCGGUUCCAGGGAGGAUUGAACCGGCCUGCGGUGGCUUUCAGAAAGCCGACAGAUAUUUUAGGAUUCUCCGCCAUGAAGCAGCCUAGUAAUUGGGAGAAGGGGUUAGAAAAGGAAAACAAGAAAAAGUUGUUGCGCUAAGGGUUGUUGUUUUUUAAACUCAGGCGAUCCAAAAAUAAGAAACGGGUGUUUUGUUUUGCAACUGUUUAUAAAACUUGUUUUUCUGGAAGGAACAAUGAGAGGAUUGUUUAAGGAGGCCUGCGCCAAUCUGGUGUUUUGGGGUUGGAGUCACACAACAUCUGGAGGGCACCAAGUUGCUGAAAGCCAGUUUGAGGACAAAUUAGAUUCGUUUGAGGUUUAAUUAAGCCUGCUCGUCAGACAGUGAUUAGACAAAUUGGUGAGGGAUCAGUCCGGUGGUGGCUUUGUCUCUGGCCACCUUGCAACCCUCCCCACCCCUUAAGCAUAUGUGGAACCUCAGGCCAUGCAGAUGAAUGCGGCCCCCAAGCCUCUCUAUCUGGCCCUCAGGACUCUCCUCGGGCCACACCCCUCACCAGCCCUGCUCCACCCCUCCCUUGAGUGUUUCUGCCUGGCUGGAAUGUGUCCUUGAACUCUGCUCAUGCCUCUUGCUUGCCAGAUGGAGGUCUGUGCGCAUGUAGAAACUUCUUGACUUGUGUCUGGAAGGCAGCCAGAUUUACAGAAGAGUCAUGUGCAUUGCUGUACUCUCUUUCUCCUGGCCCCCAGAAGGUUCCCAGUGAGAGGAUGCGGCCCUCAGCCUGAAAAAGGACUGCCUGCCCUGAUAUAUGGAAAGGCGGUACAGUAUCUAAAAUUGAUCCAGUUACGUAGAUGGAACUUCCAGCUUCAAAGGCAGUCUAUCAUUGAUUACUGGAUGCCCAAGACAAAUGGCAGGAUCCACCAUGUCCUGCUGGUGAGCCAGGAAGCUCAACCGGGUCAGCCCUGGGUCUGAACCACCACUGGGGUUUCUUCUUACAUUCACAGUCUCAUGAAAGUUCAAACCUGGAAGCAUCUUUCCAGCAAGGAAAUCAAAGAAGAAAAAAUCCUAGGCAGCUGAAUCCAUCUUUUUUUUCUUUUCCUAAAUAUGCUCUAUUGGAGGGGGGAGAGAAUGAGGGUGUUUCUGAGCACAAGCAAAGUGCCUUUCCAAACCUGUCAUAUAACCACAGUGGGGACCGCUAGUACCUGGGAUUGGGACCAUUGCCUCGAGCUCAUGUUCGGGAUGAAAUCUAGGGUGAGCGGCACCUCUGUUUCCUUUUGACAAUCACUGUUUUAUUUGCAGUUGCCAUGAUGAUUUAUUCCCCCCCUCCUCCCUUUGUUGGUUUGUAUAAGAAAAAAGCCAUCUGCGCUGGGCGCAUUGUCAAAGCGUGGCAUCUGAGUGCUUACAAUCUCUUCUUCUAUACCGUUUAUUGUGUGUCUCUUCCUUUUUUUCCAUUUUUAAAACAUGAAUCAUUCUUCUCUCGUGAUUGUUGAAUGCAAUAACAGCACCGCAACCGGCCUUUGGCAGUCAGCAGAGCCCCAGAGGCUAGGCCAGCAAAGCGUAGAGCAGGCAUAGGCCCUCCAUAUGUUUUUGGGACUAAUCCAGCAGCCUCUUCUUAUGCUCUUAAAUUGGUGGUUAUUAUUACUGCCUCCUGUGGCAGGGGGUUCCAUAGUUUCACUGUGCUGCAUGAAGAAAUUCUUCCUUUUUAUCUGUCCAGAAUCUUCUACCGUUCAGUUUCAUUGGGUGUUUUGAGAGAGGGAGAAAAACAUCUCUCCAUGCCCAGCAUUCAUGGGAUGCGGGUGGCGCUGUGGGUUAAACCACUGAGCCUAGGACUUGCUGAUCAGAAGGUCGGCGGUUCAAAUCCCCGCGACGGGGUGAGCUCCCGUUGCUCGGUCCCUGCUCCUGCCAACGUAGCAGUUCGAAAGCACGUCAAAGUACAAGUAGAUAAAUAGGUACCGCUCCGGCGGGAAGGUAAAUGGCGUUUCCAUGCGCUGCUCUGGUUCGCCAGAAGCGGCUUAGUCCUGCUGGCCACAUAACCCGGAAGCUGUACGUCAGCUCCCUCGGCCAAUAAAGCGAGAUGAGCGCCACAACCCCAGAGUCGGCCACGACUGGACCUAAUGGUCAGGGGUCUCUUUACCUUUUUAUGCCCAGCAUUAAUUCACAAAGCUUCUACUGUGUUGCCUGUAAUAAACGUAGAUCUGCCCUUAUUCCCUUCUGGGGGACACAAGAGUCCUUUGCAGGUUCUCCAUCGGUCAGAGAAAAUAACAGGCCAACCAGAGAAUAUUGAGAAGCAAAGCAGCUCGUGAGCCUGAUCUUUAUUAAACUGUUGCAACAGGGUGCCCCCUUCACAUGCAGAAGAAAGAGGAGGUCACAGAACCAAGGUGUGCCCGCCCUUAAAUAGACGUUUUAAAUUGACAGCCCUGGAGUCCAAGACCACCACCAGAAACAUCAUACAUACAUCACAGAAGGGGUGUAGAGUAAGACCACCCCCCCAGACGCAUCAUACCUACAUCACCGAAAGGGUGGUCUACAACAGAAAUCUGAGUGCGUUGUUUACUUCCUGUCUGGCCGGUUACCUGUUAAUGCUCACUUGAUUGGAUACCCUGGGGAGCCUGGCCAGUCUUUUGUAAUGAUAAAUACUUAGUUCCUGAGCCAGGUCACAGGCUCACCCUAUUCAUACACAGACAUACCCUUAAGACAGGAUUUGUGAAGGAAAAGACAAUGGGGAGGCUUUUCCAUUUUCCUUGACCUUGCGGAGAAAUCAUUUGGUCAGUUUGGGAGUCAAAAUGGCUCCAGGGCUGUUUCCCUGUGCUGCUUCAGACAUGUGGUUUAUAUAUUUAUGUACGUGUUUGCUUGGUACAUUGAGGAACAUUUAUUAUAUAUAUAAGACCUUAAAUUUUUUAUUUCACGCCUCUCUGUCGCCUUUUCUCUAAGCGGAAAAGUCCUCCCUUUGCACUCUCUCUGAAUCUUGAGCAAACGCCGUCCUGGUUUGCUGAGGCAGAGCUUUCUCGCUUCGCUACCAGGCUCUGUCCAAACCCACAGAUAGGGUGAUAAAUCACCUUGUGUCCUGAAUCAGCAGACUUCCUGCCCCAUCAGCAGAUAUCUGGUUGCCACUGUUUGCAGUGCACCCUCGUUUUAUAUAAAUUCAAUAAAUAAUAAUAAUAAUUUUCAGACCUGUCUCCCCUAGCCCGACAAACUUUAAUAGAGGGAGUUUGCGUCUAUGAAAAUUUCCUUCCUUUUCUUUAGCUAGAGAGGUUGCUUUUAAUGGGAAAAUAUGUCUGUGGUUGAUUUUGGUUUCUCUCAAGUUUUUCGUUUUUCCCCCAAUCUUAAGCUCAGUUCUCCACAUUUCUAUGUCAGUUUGCAAUUAAAAAAAGAAACCUUCAGAAAAGAAUGUUCAGUGCUUCAGUAAUAAUAAAUGGUUUUGCCUAAGAGACACAUUUUUGCCAUUAUGCUGAAGACACACGUUUUUGCAAAGCCGUGUUUCCGUUUCUCGAACUUGGGUCCCCAGCUGUUGCUGGACUACAGCUCCCAUCAUCCCUAGCUAGCAGGACCAGUGGUCAGGGAUGAUGGGGGGUGUAGUCCAACGACAGCUGGGGACCCAAGUUCGAGAAACGCCAUGGAACAGGCAUCCAAAAGACACUCACAAAUUAGAACGGGCAUCUAAAACAAGCUGGGUAAAGGUAAAGGUACCCCUGCCCGUACGGGCCAGUCGUGUCCGACUCUAGGGUUGUGCGCGCAUCUCACUUAAGAGGCCGGGGGCCAGCGCUGUCCAGAGACACUUCCAGGUCACGUGGCCAGCGUGACGAAGCUGCUCUGGCGAGCCAGCACUAGCGCAGCGCACGGAAACGCCGUUUACCUUACCGCUAUAAAGCGGUACCUAUUUAUCUACUUGCACUUUUUGGGGUGCUUUCGAACUGCUAGGUGGGCAGGAGCUGGGACCGAAAGACGGGAGCUCACCCCGCCACGGGGAUUCGAACCGCCGACCAUGCGAUCGGCAAGCCCUAGGCGCUGAGGUUUUACCCACAGCGCCACCCGCGUCCCAGCGCCACCCACGUACCUUAAGCUGCUUAGCCCCAAAUUCCUGCAUUUAUUUCACUGAUACACAUUCUCUGGGUGCAUUUCUGUGAACAUGACUUGGCCAAAGCACUGCAUUGCAAAACCCAGAGAGCUGUUGCUACUAUUUUUAAUCCUGUUAGUGGAGAGGGUUAUUAAAUCACCAGGACUACCCAAGUGAUCUUUUCAUGCUUCCUUUUUUCUUCUUCUCGUGGUGGGGGCAACGGAAAAGUUACAGACAAGAGACACUAGGUAUCUGAACCCGUCAUCCGCCACAACGGCUGCACCCCAGCGCUCAAAAUUCACCAGGCGCCUUUUGCUACUGACGCAGGUCCAAAUGCGACUACAGUCAUACCUCAGGUUAUAGCUGCUUCAGGUUGCAUUUUUUUGGGUUGCAGACCACCAGAACCCGGAAGUACCGGAACAGGUUACUUCCGGGUUUUGCCGGUCGCGCAUGUGCAGAAGCUCUAAAUUGAGCUUUGCGUAUGCGCAGAAGCGCCGAAUCGCAACCCGCAUGUGAGCAGACGUGGGUUGUGAACGCUGCAGGUUGCAAACGCGCAUCCCGCAUGGAUCACGUUCGCAACCCGAGCGUCCACUGUACGUGGAGAUUUCUGGGCGCUAGGUUGGCAACUGCAGUUUAAAAACCUCUGCCUUAGUCCAUUGUGCGCCUAGCUUCUAUAUCUAAGUUUCUAACCCAGCUGCACCAAGAUCUGAGGUGGCUGUGCCUCUGAAUUCAAGGUGCGAGCCGUGGGGAAAGAGAGGACCGUGUUCCUCGCACCCUCCCUUCAGGCUUUUUGGAGGCAUCCGAUUGGCCGUGGUGAGAAAUAAGAUGCUGUACUUGUUGUUGUUGUUGUUGUUGUUUAGUUGUUUAGUCGUGUCCGCCUCUUCGUGACCCCCUGGACCAGAGCACGCCAGGCCCUCCUGUCUUCCACUGCCUCCACAGUUUGGUCAAACUCAUGCUGGUAGCUUCGAGAACACUGUCCCACCAUCUCGUCCUCUGUGAUCCCCUUCUCCUUGUGCCCUCCAUCUUCCCCAACAUCAGGGUCUUUUCCAGGGAGUCUUCUCUUCUCAUGAGGUGGCCAAAGUCUUGGAGCCUCAGCUUCAGGAUCUGUCCUUCCAGUGAGCACUCAGGGCUGAUUUCCUUCAGAAUGGAGAGGUUUGAUCUUCUUGCAGUCCAUGGGACUCUCAAGAGUCUCUUCCAGCACCAGAAUUCAAAAGCAUCCAUUCUUUGGCGAUCAGCCUUCUUGAUGGUCCAGUUCUCACUUCCAUACAUCACUACAGUGGUACCUCGGGUUAAGUACUUAAUUCGUUCCGGAGGUCCGUUCUUAACCUGAAACUGUUCUUAACCUGAGGUACCACUUUAGCUAAUGGGGCCUCCUGCCGCCGCGCAAUUUCUGUUCUCAUCCUGAAGAAAAGUUCUUAACCCAAGGUAAUAUUUCUGGGUUAGCGGAGUCUGUAACCUAUAGCGUAUGUAACCCAUAUGUAACUGUACUGGGAAAACCAGAGCUUUAACAAUACAGACCUUUGUCGGCAACGUGAUGUCUCUACAUCAGCCUAUAUGGGCUGCAAUAACGCUGGACUAAUGUGCUUUGAGAGAAAGAUCGGCUUCUAAAAAGGCACCCAGUUCUCCCAAGGCCCUCAAGCAAUGUUCUACACAAAGUGCUGACGCCUAUCUCUCCUGUUUUGAUUUCUUUUUUUAAAACCACUCUCUCCCUCCUCGAUUUUAAUUUCCCUUUUUGCAUCUCAACCAUCUGCGGCUGUUUUCUCUGCCUUUACCCUAGCCACGGCCUCGCGCUUUCAAGGCUGCUCCUGGGAGGAAAUCAGUUUACCUUGGGCCGCCUUAUCUCUUGGAGUGCUUUAGCAAAUGGGCCGUGGCGUUUCGCAGUAGCCGGGAAACGGCGCCUGGUGCCUCUUAGGUUGUGCAGAUGAGAGAAACCUUUCAAGGUCUCCCCAGCGGCCAGGGAGAUGGGCUUAAACCGGGAAAGCUUCUGCAAAGCGCUUGCCAGCUUCUCGACAGCUUCUCACCCCAAAUGCACCUCACAGCGGCUUUGUGUGUAUGUGUGGUCACCCCUUGCAAUUGGAUCCGAACCUUAUAUUCGGAAAGGUACAUGGUAUAGGCCUCCAUUGCGGUACGGUCUCCUCGGAAGAUAAAGAAGGCGAAUUGCCUCAUUUACUUUUAUUAUUUAUUGCACUGAUAUUCCACCUUUUUCUCCAAGGAUUUAUCAGCUACUUUAAAAUGAGGCCGCAUUUUAAAUUGCAUUUUAACCUGUAUUUUAAAUUGGGUUUUUUUCUUUCCCCCCCUAUUAUGUUUUUACUGUGAUUUUAUUGGUGUCAACCGCCCUGAGCCUGGCUUUGGCAGGGGAGAGAGGGGUAUAAAUAAAAUUUAUUUUUAUUUAUUAUUAUUAAGGAGCUCAAGGUGGCUGGCGUGGUUCUCCCUCUCCUCACUGAACCCCACAACAACUGUGAAGUGGGUUAGGCUGAGAGGGAUAGUACCGUAUUUUUCGCUCUAUAAGACGCACCAGACCACAAGACGCACCUAGUUUUUGGAGGAGGAAAACAAGAAAAAAAAUAUUCUGGAUCUCAGAAGCCAGAACAGCAAGAGGAAUCGCUGCGCAGCGAAAGCAGCGAUCUCUCUUCCUGUUCUGGCUUCUGGGAUAGCUGCACAGCCGCAUUCGCUCCAUAAGACGCACACACAUUUCCCCUUACUUUUUAGGAGGGAAAAAGUGAGUCUUAUAGAGCAAAAAAUACAGUACUUGGCUCACAUCUGGCUUCAUGGCUGAGUGGGGGGAUUGGAACCCUGUCUCCCAGGUCCUAGUCUGACACGCUAACCCCUACACUACACAGAUGAACUUCCCUUCAGUUUGUUCCCCUUUCCCUGCCUUAAUUUAAGAGUGUAAGGUGCUUCGUGGCAGAGACUGGUUUGUGUUGGUGGUAUUCCCAUCUCUUAUUUUAGACUCUGCUCUUCAGCAGGAAAGUGUCCCAGAGCAGUAAGCAAUACAGUGACCGCCUUCAGAUUUGACCAUCUUAAAAGGCGUAACACGAAAGGAAAACAAGGAUGGGAAAGGAGGAGGAAAACACAAAGACUCGGGCACUGGGGUGCCGGUAGCAACCGCAACACACAAAUGUAGAUCUAUGUAAAUAAUAAACGUUAAAUAAUGCUUGCACAAUUGGCAAAAGGUUUUGCGUUCGCAGUAGUGGGGUGUCCGUGUCAGAGUUGUGACCCUUUUACAAAUUAUCGGUUGGGGCAGGAAGGGAAGGAAUAUGCUUAGGCAGAAAGAGAAAGAGACUAAGGCAAAAGUACUGUAUCCUGGGAACUGUAGCUCACUCCUCACAAAGGUGCAGCGCCCAUCAAUCCUACCAAGCUACAGUUCCCAGGAUUCUUUUGAGAGGUGUGUGUUUUCAAUGCCUGGUGUGAUUGCGGCCUUAACCCCUGAGUUUUCACAACCGAGUGGGAGAUUUUAACCCUGCCCUCGCUAGCGGGAGGUCGACCCUUGUCCUAGCACCCAGCGCUGAAAGGCUACAACUUUCGUUGUAGGUCCUCAAGAACACCCCCCUUUGCCCCCGAAUCCACAGGCGCUCUCGUCCUCCAGAAACCAUCUUCCUUUCGAGGAGCAGGCCUGUGGCUACACAGGCAUCUCUGGGCGUAAGUACAGCGCUGGCUGGCAAAUGGUAAACCCAGGCCUCUCGCUCCUGGGCUCGAUCCACAAGGCACCCGUUUGUCUUCAUUUGCAAAAUGUGUAGACGUAGGAAGCAGCCUUGAGUUGGACCCUUCUUCCAUCUAGCUCAGGCUUGUCCGCACGGACUGGCAGCAUCUCUCCAGGGUUUCAGGCAGGAGUCUCUCCCAGCACUACCUGGGAAUGGACCUUCUCCAGGGAAAGCCGUCGCUUAACCUCUGUGUUUCCUCUCCAAUUUCUUACACAAUCAAGUUCAAGAAGGACAAACUGGAACGUGUCCAGAGGAGGGCAACCAAAAUGGUCAAAGGCCUGGAAACGAUGCCUUAUGAGGAACGGCUAAGGGAGCUGGGCAUGUUUAGCCUGGAGAAGAGGAGGUUAAGGGGUGAUAUGAUAGCCAUGUUCAAAUAUAUAAAAGGAUGUCACAUAGAGGAGGGAGAAAGGUUGUUUUCUGCUGCUCCAGAGAAGCGGACACGGAGCAAUGGAUCCAAACUACAAGAAAGAAGAUUCCACCUAAACUUCCUGACAGUAAGAGCUGUUCGACAGUGGAAUUUGCUGCCAAGGAGUGUGGUGGAGUCUCCUUCUUUGGAGGUCUUUAAGCAGAGGCUGGACAACCAUAUGUCAGGAGUGCUCUGAUGGUGUUUCCUGCUUGGCAGGGGGUUGGACGCGAUGGCCCUUGUGGUCUCUUCCAACUCUAUGAUUCUAUUCUAUGAUUCUUCUUUGUUUUUAUUUGGUAGGAUCACGUCCGGAGGAACCAAGAGGUCCACGUGGUGAUGGGGAACGAGGCCUGCGACCUGGACUCCAUGGUGUCCGCUUUGGCCCUCGCUUACUUCUUUGCAAAGGUCGGUCUUCCGCUUCCACCCUUUGGAGCAUUUCCCUUUGCCCCCUUUGAAGAGCCCUCUUUGCUCCCUUUCCACGGUUGGUUCCGCAGUUUUCCUGCAAGGCUGGCGCGGCGCGAUGAGGUCAUCCCCAUGUGGCGGCUCUGGGCUCAGAGUCCUCUGGACUGAAUUUGGUGUGGAUUGUGUAAGAAAAGACUGAGAAUGGGGAGCGACGUUGCCCCUCAGCCGCUGAACAUUUCCUUUUUUCCUUUUUAAAUUUUAAAUAAAUCAUUUUAUUAAACAUAUAACAAGACAAACAGAGUAUUCCAGCAAUCCAACAAAAGGAAAAGGAAAUAACACAAUUGAGUAUGGUCAGAUAUAAGGGAGGAGACAAAAGAUAUAUAUAUAUAUAUAUAUAUAUAUAUAUAUAUAUAUAUUACAUGAUCUGUUUAAUAAUAAUAAUUUUUUUUAUUUAUACCCCUCCCUCCCCGACCAAAGCUGGGCUCAGGGCGGCUAACACCAGUAAAAUUACAGUAAAAUCAUAAUGGGGGGGGGGAAACCCAAUUUAAAAUACAGGUUAAAAUGCAAUUUAAAAUGCAGCCCCAUUUUAAAAGUAGCCCACAGAUCAAAACCGUAAGGGGAGGGAAACAUAAGGGUCAGAGUCCAAACCAAAGGCCAGGCGGAACACCUCUGUCUUGCAGGCCCUGCGGAAAGAUGUCCAGUCCCGCAGGGCCCUAGUCUCUUGUGACAGAGCGUUCCACCAAGUCAGGGCCAGUACUGAAAGAUAAUUAUGCCUUAUCUUGGAGUAUUGCUUAAUUGCCUCUUUUGCACAGGUUCUUUGUAAUAUUUUUCUUUAUACCUUUCGUCUCCUUGCUUUAUACCCCAACACUUCCUGAUCUAUGAUCUAUGUACCUUCGUGACUGAUGCUGGGCUUUGACCAUGCAGUUUCGGGCCUGUUUUUAUAUCCUUAAGGACUAGAAACCUGCUUGUUUCCCCCCCACAAAAUGAGAGUUUGAGGACAUCCAAUUCCGCAGUUGCUCGGAGACAUCUGCAAGGCUCUUAUUGGUACUCAGUGACUGGGUAACAUGAGAAAUUUUAUCCGUGCAACAGAGACCUGGAUUUUAAUGUACCUUUCGUUGCGCCCCGCAGACCGCCCCAGACAUGAAAGCAGCCUUCAUCCCGGUCCUGAACAUCCCCCGCUCAGAAUUCCCUCUGCGCACGGAGAGCACCUUCCUCCUCAAAGAGCAGCGCAUUGCGGAGAGUUCGCUCGUCUUCCGGGACGAGAUUGACCUUGCCACCCUACACCAGGCAGGCCUCCUUUUGCUGACGCUGGUUGACCACCACGUCCUGCCGAGGUCAGUGGAGAGGGUUGUUGUUGUUGUCCGACUCUUUGUGACCCCAUGGACCAGAGCACGCCAGGCACUCUUGUCUUCCACUGCCGCCCGCGGUUUGGUCAAACUCAUGCUGGUAGCUUCGAGAACACUGUCCCGCCAUCUCGUCCUCUGUCGUCCCCUUCUCCUUGUGCCCUCCAUCUUUCCCAACAUCAGGGUCUUUUCCAGGGAGUCUUCUCUUCUCAUGAGGUGGCCAAAGUCUUGGAGCCUCAGCUUCAGGAUCUGUCCUUCCAGUGAGCACUCAGGGCUGAUUUCCUUCAGAAUGGAGAGGUUUGAUCUUCUUGCAGUUCAUGGGACUCUCAAGAGUUUCCUCCAGCACCAGAAUUCAAAAGCAUCAAAAGCGAUCAGCCUUCUUUAUGGUCCAGCUCUCACUUCUGGGAAAACCAUAGCUUUAACUAUUUUUUAACUAUUACUUUGUCAGCAAGGUGAUGUCUCUGCUUUUUAAGAUGCUGUCUAGGUAGGGGAGCGGUAGGGCACCCAAAGGACUUGGAGGUGAGAGUAGAGUCUUAUGAGCUAUGGGUUGUCGGCAUUUUUGAACCGCACCCUGAUUUUGUGGCUUCUCCAUCCCCUUUGCCCAGAUCAGCACCCCACAAAAGACAGAAAGAGAAAGGGCAUGCGCACGCACGCACGCACGCACGCACAGACACAUCACUUUUCCAAGGUAAAAUCUGGAGCCAGUAGAAUUAAUCGGAUGCCUGGAAAAGCACAUAGAGCUGAAGGAGGAAUUGAGAAAGAGCAUCACUCUUCCAACUUCCUCCUUCAGCAGUGUGUGAUUUUGGUGGCCAAGAGGGCAGUGAGGGAGCUCAGAGGCUUCAUGGGUGCCAGGGAAACCCCAUGGCUGUCCCCCAGCCCUAAUAAUAAUAAUAAUAAAAAUAAUAAUAAUAAUAAUUUAUUAUUUGUUCCCUGCCCAUCUGGCUGGGUUUCCCCAGCCACUCUGGGCAGCUUCCAACAAAGAUUAAAAAUACAUUAAAAUGUCACACAUUAAAAACUUCCCUGAACAGGACUGCCUUCAGAUGUCUUCUAAAUGUCAGGUAGUUGUUCUUCUCUUUGACAUCUGAUGGGAGGACAUUCCACAGGGCGGGUGCCACUACUGAGAAGGCCCUCUGCCUUGUUCCCUGUAACCUCAAUUCUCGCAGCAAGGGAACCGCCAGAAGGCCCUCGGAGCUGGACCUCAGUGUCUGGGCAGAACGAUGGGGGUGGAGACGCUCCUUCAGAGUAUACUGGACCGAGGCUGUUUAGGGCUUUAAAGUUCAACACCAACACUUUGAACUGUGCUCAGAAACGUACUGGGAGCCAAUGUAGAUCUUUCAAGACUGGUGUUAUGUGGUGUUCUAUGCUUAGAACGGACGCGGGUGGCGCUGUGGGUUAAACCACAGAGCCUAGGGCUUGCCGAUCGGAAGGUCGGUGGUUCGAAUCCCCGCGACGGGGUGAGCUCCCGUUGCUCGGUCCCUGCUCCUGCCAACCUAGCAGUUCGAAAGCACGUCAAAGUGCAAGUAGAUCAAUAGGUACCGCUCUGGCGGGAAGGUAAACGGUGUUUCCGUGCACUGCUCUGGUUUGCCAGAAGUGGCUUAGUCAUGCUCUCCACAUGACCCAGAAGCUGUACGCCGGCUCCCUCGGCCAAUAAAGCGAGAUGAGCGCUGCAACCCCAGAGUUGGCCUCAACUGGACCUAAUGGUCAGGGGUCCCUUUACCUUUACCUUUAUGCUUAGAACAACUGAAUUGGCCAACAGAUCCACACAACUAUGGUUUGGGGAUAGAUGCAGUUGCAGCACAUGGACACUAGGGGAGCUGUCUCUAAACCCUUGGACCUGGCCCCUCCCUCAGUGACCACUUCCCCCUACUGGCCAGGUGGUGCACCUGCAAGCAUGCCCAGUGGCGCCCUAGCUGUGACUCAAGCGGUGAGCCAUGUUCUCAGGAUAGGAUGCACAGCGAGCGAAGCUGAAAUAUCUUCCAGCAUCUGCUCAUGCUGAGGUGCAUAUAUUGACACUGCUACGUCUCCCCUGUUUUGCAGUGGGGAUGCGGCGCUGGAGGAGGCGGUUGUUGAGGUGAUCGACCACCGGCCCCUGGAGCGGGAGCGGGGCCCUCCCUGCAGAGUCACGGCAGAGCUGGUGGGCUCGUGCGCCACACUGGUGACGGAGAGGAUCCUGCAGAGCCCGUCGCAGGUUUUGGACAGGCAGACAGCAGCUCUCUUGCACGGUGAGGACUAGCGGCUUGCAGCGACGUGAGGGGAAGUGAUUGCUUGUUAAAAAACCAACAACCCGCAGGCAAAUGCUGGCAGGUGGGGAAUACGUAGCCCUGCAGAGCAGCGGUGGGCAACAUGUCGCCCUCUAGAUUUUUUGGGCUCCCUCUCGAAAAGAGGAUUGGAUAAAUUCAUGGCAGAGAAGGCUGACAGUGGGUUCUAGCCAAGAUGGCUUCGCUCUGCCUCUAACGUCUGGGGCAGUAAUGCUUCUGAAUACCUGUUGCUGGAAACUGCAGGGCAGCUCAGGUCUUCAUUUCGCCGUCUGUUUGGCCAUUGGCUUGAUCCGGCAGAGGUUUCUGUUCUUUUUUUUAUUAUUUAAUUUUUUUAUUAAGAUAAUUCAACAUUUAUACAUACAUAUUACGGAUAUACAAGCAAACAUACAUUUCAUACAAUCCUUAAAAAUAUUCCUACAUACCCACAUUCAAUCCCGCAUUUUUUGCUCCAUAAGACGCACUUUUUUCUUCCUAAAAAGUAAGGGGAAAUGUUUGUGCGUCUUAUGGAGCGAAUGCAUGGUCCCUGCAAAAAGCAGAUCAUGCCUUUUUUUUUUUUUUAAAGAGGGAAGCAGGUGUUGAAACAAAGCCGCUGAUCGUUUGCAAUCGGGGAGUGAGAUAAGGGACGCUAGAGAUAAAGGAGGCUGCCUGGGAGGGGGGAGGUAAAGACAGCAGACUUGCAAAGGGGGGGGGGACAGGAAGACUAAAGCAAUGAGGAGAGAAAUUAGAAGAAAAGGAGGAGCAAAAAACUGCUCCAGCUAAGGAAAAGAUACCACACUAAGGCAAACGAGGGAAGGGAGUGUUGAAAGGAAACAGCUGAUCAGUGGAAUCAGAAGAGAGAUAAGGGACGCUAGCUGAAGCUGCCUGGGGGGGGGGUAAAAGCCCAUGGAUCCUCAGGAUUUUUGCAUUGGGUCACCCCAAAUUCACCAUCAGAUCACAUGUCUGUGGUCACGGUACUUCCUUUUCCCACCACCUUCUCUCACCCCACCCUGUGCUAGACUUCCAAUCUACUCAAUUGCAAUUUCUUUCCAUUUCUUUCCAUUUCUAUUACUUUCUUUCACACACUAUUAAACCAACUUUCUACUUCUUUUUCUGUUACACAUUGUUAUCCAUAGUAUUUGAUAUUUUAGUAUUUAUAGCGGAACUUGUUUAUUCUAACAGGAGUUCUGGUUUUUCAAUAUGAUUUAGCAAAUAUUCUUUAAACACCUUCCAAUCCUUGUCUAUCUUCUCUUUUGAGAUCCUUCCAAUUUCUCCCAUUGUUUUGGACAUAUUGUAAUACUCCAAUAAUUUGGCAAGCCACUCUGUUUUUGUCGGCAUUAUACCACUUUUCCAAUUUUUUGCAGUCAGUAGCCUGGCGGCUACUGUUGCAUAUACGGCAGAGGUUUCUGAUGUUCUGACAAAUUUUUCUUGCAUCCAUAGUUCUAGUUAAGGCAGCCAGCUUUGGAGCUAGACAGAAUUCUUCUUUGGGGACCAAUUCUUUGCAGCCUUGGUAGCUUGCUACUAAAUCAGCAAGUGAAUGAUAACCUCUGAGCAGUUGUCUUCGUUCCCUAAGUGGGUGUUUCCGCCCCCUGGGGCCCCCGUAGGAUUACCUAGGGGUCACUAAGAAGCAAUGGGGCGGCACGGGGGUGCUGGAAGUGUCGCUGGCUCCCAGACUUUGAAAAACUGGCAUCACUGGAUCAAUUUUGCUGCAUACGUUAAACUGAAUAGUUCUAACUGGGUUUUGAAUAAAUAUGCAAUUGAUUGUUACUGUUUUGAAUUUUGUUGUGUUGCUCUCCUCCCUAGUGGGUUGCGCAAACCACUAUUCUGCAUAAAGCUUUUUAAUAGGGAUGGGUAGGGGCUAGAACCGGGACGCUGGUGGUGCUGUGGGUUAAACCACAGAGCCUCAGACUUGCCGAUCAGAAGGUUGGUGGUUCGAAUCCCCGCAACGGGGUGAGCUCCCGUUGCUCAGUCCCUGCUGCCAACCAAGCAGUUCGAAAGCACGUCAAAGUGCAAGGAGAUAAAUAGUACCGCUCCGGCGGGAAGGUAAACGGCGUUUCCGUGCGCUGCUCUGGUUAACCAGAAGCGGCUUAGUCCUGCUGGCCACAUAACCCGGAAGCUGUACGCCGGCUCCCUCGGCCAGUAAAGCGAGAUGAGCGCCGCAACCCCAGAGUCGGCCACGACUGGACCUAAUGGUCAGGGGUCUCUUUACCCUUUACCUUUAGGUGGUAGAAUCAAGGAGGAGAGGUUGGCCCCCCAAAGUUUGGGAACCACAGUUCUCACCCUUCUUGUCUUUCAAACCUGCAAACGUAAAAGAUUCUUUCCGGAUUGGACUGUCGUGUGUCGCCUCUUGAUCCUGGUUCUUCCUUGACUCUGCAGGCACAAUCGUUCUGGACUGUGUCAACAUGUCCCCCGAAGCUGGCAAAGUGACCGCGAAGGACACCCAUUACGCUUCCCUUUUGGAGUCGAAGUUCCCCGAUCUGCCCUCGAGAAAUGUCAUCUUUGAAGCCCUGCAGAGGGCCAAGUUUGAUGUCUCAGGUAUGAGCCGCCCACCUUAGUCUUGCCUCGUAAAGGAUAUUGCAGAGCCGGAAUGGUUGAGAAAAGGGCAACCAAAACUACUGAGGGCAGGGGGAGUGGGGCAACUCCCGUAUAAGAAAAGGUAAAAUACACACUUGGGGCUAUUUUUAAUUUAGAGGAAAGGCAGGUAAGGAGGGACAGGGUAAGAGGUGAAUAAGAUGAUGCAUCGUUCUGGGAGCGUGGAUGGGGGGGAGAAAGGUUUCUCUCCCUCUCUUGUAAAAGUAAAACUUGAAGCUGAAUAUUGGGUGAUUGAAGGCAAGCGAAAGGAAGCCCUUAUUUGUGCCAGAGCAGAGUUAAACUCUGGAACUCCCUCCCACUGCUGGAGGCAAGGUGCUUCUGAAUACAGUGGUACCUCUGGAUGCGAAUAGGAUCCGUUCCGGAGCCCCGUUCGCACCCUGAAGCGAACGCAACCCACAUCCGCGCAUCUGCGGGUCACGAUUCACAGCUUCCGCGCAUGCGCAUGACAUCAUUUUGAGCGUCUGCGCAUGCGCGAGCGGCAAAACCCGGAAGUAACGCACUCCGUUACUUCCGGGUCGCUGUAGAGCGCAACCCGAAAAUAUUCAUCCCAAAGCUACUUAAACCCAAGGUAUGACUGUACAGUGGUACCUCUGGUUGCGAACGGGAUCCGUUCCAGAGGCCCGUUCGCAACAUGAAAAGAGCGCAACCUGCAGCGGCGCAUCUGUGCAUGUGCAGGUUCAAAUUCGCCACUUCUGCGCAUGCGUGUAACAUCAUUUUGCACUUCUGUGCAUGCGUGAGCUGCGAAACCCGGAAGUAACCCUUUCCGGUACUUCCGAGUCACCACGGGACGUAACCUGAAAGAACGUAACAUGAAGCGGACGUAACAUGAGGUAUGACUGUACUAUUUCUUAGGAAUCACAGGCGGGGUGAGUGCUUUCGAACUCAGUCCUGCCUAGGGGCUUCCCAUCAAGGCAUCCGGCUGGACCCGGCGAGAAUGGGAUGCUGGACUAAGUGGGCCAUUGACCUGGUCCAGCUAGAGACCUCUUCUGAUGUUCUUAUGGAACCUCCAGGUCCAGAGGCAGUCGAUCUCGAUUCCCAGGUUCUUGGGGCAUUUUUGGCCAUUGUGGGAACGGGAUGCUGAACUACCGUAUUUUUCGCUCUAUAGGACGCACUUUUCCCCUCCAAAAAUGAAGGGGAAAUGUGUGUGCGUCCUAUGGAGCGAAUGCAAGCUCCUUGGCUUCAGCGAAAGCAAGGCAAAGCCUCCGAAGCGCAGAGGAAGCGCUCCCUCCGCGCUCCAGAGGCUUCGCGUUGCUUUCGCUGAAGCCUGGAGAACGAGAGGGGUCGGUGCGCACUGACUCUCCUGGCUUCAGUGAAAGGAACCCGAAGCCUUCAGAGCACAGCGCGAGUUCCUGCUGCGUUCUAAAGGCUUCAGGUGGCUAUCCCUGAAGCCUUUGGGGCGCAGUGGGAACUUGGGCUGUGCUCCGAAGGCUUCGGGUUCCUUUCGCUGAAGCCAGGAGAGCAAGACUCUCCCGGCUUCAGCAGAGAGGGAGAGCUGCGCAGCGCCCCUUCAGCCAAGCGGGAGGAGAAAUGGAAGGGGCUCCGUUUCUCCUGCCGCUUUGCUGAAGGGGCGCUGAGCAGAGAGGGGAGAUUUUUUUUCCCUUGUUCUCCCCCUCCAAAACAAGGUGCAUCCUAUGGUCGGGUGCGUCCUAUAGAGCGAAAAAUACGGUAGAUGGGCCGCUGGCCUGAUCCAGGAAAGCUCUUCUUAUGUUUUUAUGACCAGGACUCACCACAGACCAGAUGCUGAGGAAGGACCUCAAGGCCCUCUCUGGGGAAAAUGCUGUGAUUGCGCUCAGCGCCAUAUACAUGAACCUACAGGUGAGCACAGGAAGGGGCCAGAAACCAUUUCAGGUGUGCCUUUGAUGCCUUCCUCCUCUUCUCUUCUCACGCUCCUCCUCUCCACUCAGGCCUUCCUGCGCCGUCCCGGUUUGGAGCAGGAGCUGUCCGCCUUCUGCCGGCAGAGGAGCUACGACGCCUUGCUUGCCAUGACCAUCUCCUUCAAUGAGCAGAACGUGCCUUUCAGGCAGCUCGCCGUGUACAGCCAGCACCCGGAACUCCAGGCAGCGGUGAGUUCGAAUGGCGCCCUGUCGGGAUGAGAUAAAGAAUAGUGAGUCCUUCCCUAGAAAACACAACAGGUUGCUGCAAGGGGCCUCUUGGUUGAUUUCCAGGAUAUUGGACCCCGCAAAGCAUUGGUUAGAAUUCUCAGUGAUAGGCUGGUCACGUUUAUUUCUGAACUCCUGCGCCUUUAAACUAGGGGUGUUUAAAGAGGGAGAGAUUUCCAUCCCCUCUGGCAUUCGUUGCAGUCGCCGCCGUUUCCAUUCUGCUGCAGUCCGGCUUCCGCUAAAACCUGUUUUGGCCAAGACUAACAUACCGUAUUUUUUGCUCCAUAAGAUGCACCUAGUUUUUAGAGGAGGAAAACAAGAAAAAAAAAUCUGAACAAAACAGUGGAUGUAUGACUUUUGUAGUUCAUGCUGUGGCCACAGACAUGUGAUUUGACGUGUGAUUUGGGGUAGCCCAAUGCAAAACUCCUGAGAAUCCAUGUGGAUCCAUGCUUUGUAACCACAUUUUUCCGACACUGCGGCCCCACAGAACAGUGGAUACGUGAUUUUUUUGGUGCAGGCUGUAGCCAUGGACAUGCUAUGUGAUCUGAUGGUGAAUUUGGGGCGACCCAAUGUAAAAAUCCUGAGGAUCCAUGGGCUUUUACUUCCCCCCUCCCAGGCAGCCUCCUUUAUUGCUAGUGUCCCUUAUCUCCUUUCCUGAUCGCUUACCGAUCAGCUGCUGCCUUUCAACACUCCCUUCCCUCUUGUUUGCCUUAGUGUCUUUUCCUUAGCUGGAGCAGUUUUUUGCUCCUCCUUUUCUUCUAAUUUCUCUCCUCAUUGCUUUAGUCUUCCUGUUUGCCCCCCUUUGCAAGUUUGCUGUCUUUACCUCCCACCUCCCAGGCAGCCUCCUUUAUUGCUAGAGUCCCUUAUCGAUUGUGGAAUGAAUUGUGGAAUGUUGGGAGGACAGAUAAAACGAAUUCCUUCUUCACCCAGCGCGCUGUUGAACUGUGGAACUCGCUGCCAUAGGAGGCAAUGAUGGCUUUAGAAAUGGAUUAGGAACAUUGGUGGAGGGGAAGGCUAUUAGAUGUUUUUGAAUGCUUGUUGCUGGAAACAACAGGAAGGAAGAGUGGCUCUUGUGCUCAGGUCCCGCGUCAAGGUUUCCCUUUGGGGCAUUUCGUUGGCCAGUGUGUAAUGUCAUUAUGUAAUGUUCAUGGACUGAAAUGUAUGAAAAGAGUGAACUCUGCUCCUAUUCGCUUGCAUGAUUUCUGUUGCUCGCCUCGGGCGAACAUGUAGAAUUGCAGCAGUUUUGGACAAAGCUCUCUGACUUCCACGCUGGUGGGACAAAUGUUAGAGAGGUCCAUUCAGGCUUCCCCAGCUUGAUCUUUUGCACUACAACUCCCAUACAUCUGCGCUGGUGGGGGCUGAUGGGAAUUGUAGUCCAGCUGGGGUAAGACCCCAUCGUUUAUCUGCUCUUUUGACAGGAUAGAUACUCAGUACCAAAGACUACACGUUUUCUGUCUGAAAUAAUUGAUAGGGGAUUUUUAUUUACCUAAAAGAGGCUGCUGUAUCUUGCCUGGGGAAAUUCAUAAUGUUAUGUUCGUUCUGGCUUUUAAAAAAUAAUAGUUUAGGUUUUACAUCGUUUUAUUGGGGGUUUGUGCAAUGUUAUUUCUUCUUAUACGUGUUAAAAUAGCUUCGAUUUGCUUGGGGCAUUUAGAAAUGAACGUUUGUUCACGGUGCAUGUAGUUUUUACGUGGGGCUGCGUCGGCGUGCGUUGAUUUUAACUCGGAACGCCUUUCGUACGGAUCCACCCUCCUUUUCUGAACCUCUUUACGAUGGUGUAAACACUAGAUGCACACAAGCAUGCGAAAUCAGGCCUCCCAAUUGAUCCGUGCCGGGGUAACCUGCAGCUGAACCCAUGGCCCGUUUCCAAAACCCCACCCACUCCACAAACCCCUACCACUUUGGCCCCACCUGCUGCCACAUUACCCCACCCCCCAAGGAAACAACAUUCACCCCUCCCGUGGAUCUGAACUGUUGGGAACUCCCCCCUUGCAAAAUUGGCUACUGGUCCGAAAGCCACCUUUCUCUUCCAGAGUUCGAAGUCGAGACCUGCAAGGUUUCCAUGCGCGGACAAAAAAAAUCCCUGCUAUUUUGAUCGAGUCCUUUGUCCUUUUCCUGGGCUCCCUUCCUCCCCGUCAGCUCUCACACUACAUUUCCACGGUGCCCCAAAGUCUCCACCCCAUAUCCUCUGCCUGCUUCUCCCCAGAUCUUCCCCGUUGCCAUAGCCGGGCGUGUGUGGACCAGGAGAGACAGUCCUUAUUCAUCCAUCCAUCCAUCCAUCCGUCUGGAGAGAAGGGAGCCUUGCUUGGCUGACUCCCAAGGCAAGGGGGAGGGAUGUUUACGCAGGCGAGUGGGUCCCCCACCCCUCUGCUAAAGCAGUCGUCAUUCAUUAACCACGGUCAAAGGUUUCUGAGAUCACCAGCUAACUAAGUGGGGGGACGUUCAGUGCGCAGGAAAGCCCUGUCAUGCUCGCGGUUGUCACACUACAUUUCCCCCGGCCUGCCUGACGGAAGGUAAGUGGGGUCUCUGGGGAGGGUCUUCUUUCUUGCACCCCCCCUUUCCUCUGUCCUCUGCCCCACUCCCCAUCUUUGAGUGGCGGAGGGUAUCCUUCUCAGCCCUGCAUUAAUUCGAUUCUGUAUUGAUUCGAUUCCUUUUUUUUCUGCACAGGCUGAGCUUUAAGAAGGAAGGGUGUUAACGGAUUCCAUUUUCUCCUCCCUUUCUUUCUUCCUCCCUGCCAGUAUUUAAAAAGCUCGUUUGUGUGUUCUGGCAGGAAUCAAAGGCGCCUCCUUUUUUAACCACCCUGAAUGCGUUUGCUCAGUGCGGAUAUGCUGCUGUGUCCAAUAGGGCUUAGGAUAAAUUUUCUCUCCUGCACAACCUACUACUAAUGUUUAUUAUUAUUGUUAUUAUUACAUGCAUGUUUACAAACCUGCAACCUGUAUUUCAAUACAAAAAAAUAUGGCAGCGUGGUGAGAAUCUUGGAGACUAUACCACUCCCUUAUUAUUAUUUUUUAAAAGAUCAUGCCCCCAGUCCUGAGCAUUUUCAGAGGGCUUCAUUUUUUCCAAAGUGCAUCGAAUGUUUACGAAACUGCAACCUGUAUUUCAAACUGGAAAAUUGGGCAGCGUUGUAGGAACCCGGGAAAAUCUCAUUCUGACCUAUUAUUAUUAUUAAAAUCAUGCUUUUCAGUUGGCUUAGUUUCCCCCCCAAAGGGUCAAAGUUUAAGCAAGCCUCUCCAGACAUGUAGAACAUUCAAGUGCAUUGAAAUCUCGUUUUCAGCCUAGCGCUGAUUUCUGAAGGUUUUAAAUGCCAGUUUUUAACUGUCUCUUUACUGAUAAUUUCAUUGUUUUAUCCUUUUUGCAAAUCGCUUAGUGGUGUGGGCCCCCCCCAACCCCAACCCCCACCAUGGGGUAUAUAAAUUUUAUGGGAAAAACUUAUUUAUUUAAAUUUGGAGAAGUGCUUUGGGGGCUGUCUCCUGCUUGAAAGAAAUAACCCUUGGCUGAGUAAUCAUAUCAGUUCUAGUUAAGCAACUGCUUAAUUCAAUCUGCAUGUGAGUUAAUGCAAUCAUUCGGGUGCGGGGAGAAAGCCAAACACCCCCCCCACGCCCACCCCCAGCCGGCUAGAGAAGCAUCAAAAAUUGUGAAUAAUACGCUCAAAAAGCAACCAAAAGCGAAACAAACCCUCUGCAGUGUUUCAGUUGCAAGAAUAAAAUUUGCUCAGUGGUGGUUUGUGACAACUUGCGAUAACACAGCCAGUGGGAGAGGGAACCCUUGUCUCUAUUUGUGCCCAGACCGAUGGAAUCCAAUUUAUUUCAACUUCCAAGCCAGCCGUCCCCCAAAAUCCUUUCGCUCCGAACCGCGGCCGCUUUUCACUUGACCGCGAAAUUUGCCCGCCUGCCGAAGACAGGCGUUUGUGUUUCGGAAGCUUCCGCUGCAGCGAACUUGUUCGUCUUUGACGCUGCCGAGAGCCCGUCCACCAUAGCAUUGUCUUGCAAGAGAGAUUCCCUUUGGGGUGUUUGAAAAACAACAACCAGCCCUUCCGAGGGGCGAGGCCUCUUCGGAGACGGCGCCUUCUGGGGACCGUGUGCUGGUGGUGGGUGGGGCCAGGGGCAAAACUGGGCGGAGCAACGGAUAGAAAUGUCGGUUUUAUGCAUGAGGCUAGCUUCAACGCAGACAUCCAUCUCUGCCCCCUGCCUGGGCCUGGAAGAGCUCAAGGGCACAACCUUCCAAAACACUCAUGGGGGGGGCACGAUGGAGGGCUGUUGAAGGGUGAAGUUGGGUGUUGGAAGAUUCGGGACAGAUCGAAGGAAUUCCUUCUUCGCAAAGCGCUGAGUUGACCUGCGGAACUCCCUCCUACAAGAUGGCUUUGAAACCUGGGCGGCUUUGAAAGAGGACAGGGCAAAUUUAUGGUGGAGGAGAGGCCUAGCGAUGGCUGCUAGGCAUGACGGCUGUGCUCUGCCUUCAAAAGCUGCAGGCAGCGAUGCUUCUGAAUCCCAGUCUCUGGAAAGCGCAGGAGGAGAGAGCUGCUCUUGAACUCAAAUCCUACUUGCUGGUUUCCCAUGUUAUAAACAAAAAUCUGCCCUUUUCCCCUGAUGGGGUAUCCAAGAGCCCAUAUAGAGUCCUUACGUAGGUUCCCUAUUGGUAGGAGAAGAAAACAGAGGCCAACCAGAGAAUAUUGAGAAGCAAAGCAGCUAGUAAGCUUGAUCUUUAUUGAUCUGUUGCUCACUCACCACGCGCAGGAGGGAGGAGGAACCCUGAGCAAUGGUGUGCAAGCCCUUAUACAGUGGUACCUUGGGUUAAGUACUCAAUUCGUUCUGGAGGUCCGUACUUAACCUGAAACUGUUCUUAACCUGAAGCACCACUUUAGCUAAUGGGGCCUCCUGCUGCCGCCGCGCCGCUGGAGCACGAUUUCUGUUCUCAUCCUGAAGCAAAGUUCUUAACCUGAAGCACUAUUUCUGGGUUAGCGGAGUCUGUAACCUGAAGCGUAUGUAACCUGAAGCGUAUGUAACCCGAGGUACCACUGUAUAGACUUUUGAAAUUGCCACCCUGUAGAUCAAGACCACCCCCAGAAACAUCAUACAUACAUCACAGAAGGGGUGUAGCUCAAGACUUCCACCCACAUACCUACAUCACAGAAAAGGCGGUCUACAGCAGAAAUCUGAGUGCGUUGUUUAUCUCGUGUGACAGGUUGCCUGUUAAUGCUCACUUGAUUGGAUACCCUGGGGAACCUGGCCAGUCUUUUGUAACGAUAAAUACUUAGUUCCUGAGCCAGGUCACAGGCUCACCCUGUUCAUACACAGACAUACCCUUAAGACAGGAUUUGUGAAGAAAAAGGCAAUGGGGAGGCUUUUCCAUUUUCCUUUGACCUUGCAGAGAAAGAAUUGAGGUCAGUUUGGGAAUCAAAAAUGGUUUCAGGUCGGUCUUCCUGUGCUGAUCUAUGUACGUGCUUGGUUGGUACAUUUAUGAACAUUUAUUAUAUAUCUAAGACCUCAAAAUUCCUAUCACACUCACAGGCCCUUGGUUGGCUCCGUGAGAACAGGAUCCUGGCCUAAGUCUUGGAGCCUUAGCUUCAGGAUCUGUCCUUCCAGUGAGCACUCAGGGCUGAUUUCCUUCAGAAUGGAGAGGUUUGAUCUUCUUGCAGUCCAUGGGACUCUCAAGAGUCUCCUCCAGCACCAGAAUUCAAAAGCAUCCAUUCUUCGGCGAUCAGCCUUCUUUGUGCUCCAGCUCUCACUUCCAUACAUCCCUACUGGGAAAGCCAUAGCUUUAACUAUACGGACUUUUGUUGGCAAGGUGAUGUCUCUGCUUUUUAAGAUGGGACCUAACGCAUUACAUUCAGAGAAUCUGCCCAUUCCUUUGAGACGGUGAUUACCCAAUUCCUGCCCUCCCUCCUUGCAGAGAAAACAUUUGGUCAGUUUAGGAGUCAAAAUGGUUUCAGGGCGGUGCUGCUCCAGACAUGUGGUCCACAUAUCUAUGUUUGUGCUUGGUUGGUACAUUUAAAUAACAUUUAUUAUAGAUAUAGAAGAUCUUAAAUUUUUAUUGCAAAAGAAAGAGGCCCCAAACCAUUCUCCUUAACUCGAUAUCUUUUGCGGUUCUUCCUCUGCACGCCGCCCCCUGGAAGGAGCUUAUUAGGAAGCGGGAGAAGUUAAUGGACGCAUAACAAGCGAGGGACACGGUUCGCAAAGCGGCUAAUUCCCCCAGCCUCCGUCCUUGACAAGGCAGCUGUAAAAAUCGUCUUUUUCUCCCUCUCUGCCCUUCCUCCUUGAAUACAAAUGAGGGCAAUUCUUUGGGUGGUUUUUCUUUCUUUCUUUUUCAGUGGGAAGUCCUCACAGCUUUCACCUCUGGCAAAGAAAGGCCUUCAAGGCUGGGCAGGUUGCAAGGCUGGCUGUAGCUUUGAUGCUGCCCACUGGUUUGGUGUGUAUUUUUUUUAGGGGGGCUCCUCUCCCUACGGGACACAGGUGGCGCUUUGGGUUAAACCACAGAGCCUAGGACUUGCUGAUCAGAGGGUCGGCGGUUCGAAUCCCCGCAACGGGGUGAGCUCCCGUUGCUCAGUCCCUGCUCCUGCCAACCUAGCAGUUUGAAAGUAUGUCAAAAGUGCAAGUAGAUAAAUAGGUACCGCUCUGGCGGGAAGGUAAACGGCAUUUCAGUGCGCUGCUCUGGUUCGCCAGAAGCGGCUUAGUCCUGCUGGCCACAUGACCCGGAAGCUGUACGCCGGCUUCCUCGGCCAAUAAAGCGAGAUGAGCGCCACAACCCCAGAGUCGGUCACGACUGGACCUAACGGUCAGGGGUUCCUUUACUUACCUCUCCCUACUCCAUCAUUAUUUUUAAAAAUUGCUUUUCUACCACCAUAUCAUAAACAAAUGUACAUGCCAAAGGGGUUUAAAGCAAUAAAACCAUACUAUAAAUCCAUUAGAAAGUUAAAAACGGACAUGAAUUGACCCUUGUGGAAGGACGUACUCCUGCUGGAAUAGAAAAGUUUUCAGCAGGUGUUUUAAAGUUCUCCUGCUGGAUCUCCAGUGGCAGGGAGUUCCACAGAGCCGGCCCGAUGAUGACCCCAAAGGCUCGAUUUCUUGUGGUUGUCAAACGAGCCUCGCAGAGUCAGGGCUGCGGCAUUGGUAGGGCUCAGGCAAAGGGGAUGGGCGGGUGCAAUGCUAUUUGGAACCGGAAGGCAGGCUAGAAUUUGGGGGAGCCUAGGGGAAGGUCCCUCAGGUUCAGUCCCCAGGAUCUCCACCUUGGGCAGCAAAAUAUAUUCCUGAAGCCCCGAAGAGCCACUGGGUCCGUGAUCUGAGUCUGCAGGAAACAGCUUCCUGCGUUGCUCUUCACAUCAGCAUUCAGAACCCUGAGGACUAGAAUCUUAUGAUUUUAGUUUUAGAGGGAGAGCUGUAGCUCUGUGGCAUAGCGCUCGUUUUGCACGAAGGACGUCCCCAGUCCAAUAUCCGACAGCAUCCACACGUAGAGCUGGGAACUACCGUAUUUUUCGCUCUAUAAGACGCACCAGACCCCAAGACGCACCUAGUUUUUGGAAGAGUAAAACAAGAAAAAAAAUGUUCUGAAUCUCAGAAGCCAGAACAGCAAGAGGGAUCUCUGCGCAGUGAAAGCAGCAAUCCCUCUUGCUGUUCUGGCUUCUGGGAUAGCUGCGCAGCCUGCAUUCGCUCCAUGUGACGCACACACAUUUCCCCUUACUUUUUAGGAGGGAAAAAAUGAGUCUUAUAGAGCAAAAAAUACGGUAUCUCCUGCCUGAAACCCAGGAGAGAUGCUGUCGGUCAGAGCAGACAGUACUGGGCUAGAUGGCUGCUACAAUAAAAGGAUCCUGGUCUAGGAUGGGCUUUUGGGGCAUGAUCCGGCGUGGAUUCUCCUUGAACCUUGGACCUUCAUCCAGCUAAACUUUGGUUCUCUGGGACCCGCGUAAAUUCCGUUAAACCCCCCUCUUUUCCAAAGCAAUUGCAACUUCGAAACGAACAACCCUGCAGGGCUGUUGUUGAGAAUUUCCAUGCUAGUUUAUGCGGAAGCACUUGCAACCGCUGCUCUGCUGUGCGGGAUACAGCAUGGCACAGUGAUGAGAGUUCUGAAUUAGAACCCGGGACAGACCCGGGUUCGAAUCCCCACUCAGCCGUGAAACUCCCUGGUUCUGACCUUGGCCGAGUUGCUGUCUUCUCUCUGCCUAACCUACCUCACAGGGUUGUUGUUGUGGGGAUUAAAGGAGGAGGGGGAGAACCACGUGGACCACCUUGAGCUCUUUGGAGAGAGAAAAUUUCCUCCACAGCAGGGGGGGAGGGUUGGUCUGGAUAACCCUCUGGGUCCCUUCCAACGCAACAAUUCUCUGAUCUCAGCUGUACACGUGCUGCGCAUCGUGUGCGUGGCGUCAUGUAGCCACUUUCUGCCGCCACGUGGCCCCCGGAGGGUCCACGCAGGACAGAAGCGGCCCUCGACCCAGAAAAUCCGAGCUAGCCCUGCGUCGAAGCGCCAAAAAAAGGCUUUUGACCGUUCUGAGCUGACCUUGCUGUCAGAUGAGGGGGGCCCUCCUCUUUGUGAAGGCAUAUUUUGGGACUGUUCCUAACCCCCACCCCACCCUCUCCUCUGCCUUUUAUUGGCAAAGGCUAAUCUGGCAUCGCGACGGCAGGCUCAGAUCCUGUGGCCGCUGUUUCUGGAUUUGCCUGACGUCGCGGACAGCCCACAAGUGAGUCACCGCCAUCCGGGGGCUGCUGUCCUCGGCUGACUUCCGCAUUUCCAAAAGGGGCUGUCAAAAAGACCUAAAAUAAGAGGCUCUUAUCAACAGCCCUAGAAACUUCCACGCCGGCGGUGCGAGAGAGCGAGCCCAGCUUAGGACGAUUUCUCUCGCCUCUGCCACCCCUUCUACGCCCAUCCUUCGCCUCUCUGAUCGAGGUGAGUGGUUGGGGUCUCAGGAUGCGACCGACAGGUGGGAGGAAAGCCCCUCCGUCCUGAAGACAGGGCCCAUGAGGUGGACUUUGGUCUGGCCUUCCUCUUUUGUAGCCUUGCGCGGAGGCGCCGCUGCAGAUGGCCUUCUGCACUCCAAACAGAUGCACUGCAUAAUCAUCAUCAUCAUCAUCAUCUGGCUGAGUUUCCCCAGCCACUCUUGGCGGCUCCCAAUUUAGUGUUAAAAACAGUACAGCGUUAAAUAUAAAAAACUUCCCUAAACAGGGCUGCCUUAAGAUGUCUUCUGGAUGUCAGGUAGUUGUUUAUCUCUUUGACAUCUGAUGGGAGGGCGUUGCACAGGGUGGGCGCCACUACAGAGAAGGCCCUCUGCCUGGUUCCCUGUAGCCUCGCUUCUCUCAGGGAGGGAACCGCCAGAAGGCCCUCAGAGCUGGACCUCAGUGUCCAGGCAGAACGAUGGGGGUGGAGACGCUCCUUCAGAUAUACUGGACCGAGGCUGUUAGGGCUUUAAAGGUCAGCACCAACACUUUGAAUUGUGCUCGGAAACGUACUGGGAGCCAAUGUAGGUCUUUCAGGACCGUGUUAUGUGGUCUCAGCAGCCGCUCCCAGUCACCAGUCUAGCUGCCGCAUUCUGGAUUAAUUGCAGUUUCCGGGUCACCUUCAAAGGGAGCCCCAUGUAGAGCGCAUUGCAGUAGUCCAAGUGGGAGAUAACCAGAGCAUGCACCACUCUGGCCAGACAGUCUGCGGGCAGGUAGGGUCUCAUCCUGCGUACCAAAUGGAGCUGGUAGACAGCUGUCCUGGACACAGAGUUAACCUGCGCCUCCAUGGACAGCUGUGAGUCCAAAAUGACUCCCAGGCUGCGCACCUGGUCCUUCAGGGGCACAGUCGCCCCAUUCAGGACCAGGGAGUCCCCCACACCCGCCCGCCCCCUGUCCCCCAAAAACAGUAAUUCUGUCGUAUCAGGAUUCAACCUCAAUCUGUUAGCCACCAUCCAUCCUCCAACCGCCUGCAGUUGUGCUAAGGCUCUUUCUUUGCUUGCUUCAUUUUAUUUCCUUAACCUUUUCUCACCCCUUUCUCCUGUCGUCGUGAGACCCCAGGCUGCACACAUUUAUUUUCAGUAUUGACUAUUGGUUUAUGAAAGUAAGGGCACAGCAAUAUCCAAACAGCGAAAGGCAUACACAGCAGCCGUUUCGUGAUCUGCAUUUCUAACCAAUUCGGUUUUUUAAACUCUAUGGCCACAUAAUUCUGCGAGGACUUAAUUACUUUUGAACUGUUGUUUUUCAGCUUUCUGUAUUUCAUCUGUGUGGUUCUAAUUUGAGUCUUGGUCUGGGGGGGGAAAUGCGAGGUUUGAAUAAGUAAGGUAGGAACACAAGUAAUUUCACAUGCACAAUUGCCGCUGUACGCACAGCGAUGAAAAAUAAAUACAUAGAAAGGGGGCUUACCAAAGUGUUGGAAACUCUCACGAGGCUGUUGGGAAUCUGUUUGGGAGUUUCCCAAAGCCCAGAAUGCAAGGCAAAGGGCUGAAAAACAAAACCUUUUUGCAUCAGGAAAACCCUUUGUGGAAAGAGGUUUUCAGCCCUCCGCCUUGCUUUUUUAAAAAAAUUAUUUAAUCAAUUUUUCGAUACAAACAUCAACCACAAAAUACACAUACAAAAAACCCCCAUGAUAACAGUAAUAACACAAUUUGACCAUUCGGAUUUGGAUUCGCUGAUAUACCUAUGACUACACCUUUUUUAAGGGACGCGGGUGGCGCUGUGGGUUAAACCACAGAGCCUAGGACUUGCCGGUCAGAAGGUCGGCAGUUCGAAUCCCCGCAACGGGGUGAGCUCUCGUUGCUCGGUCCCUGCUCCUGCCAACCUAGCAGUUUGAAAGCACGUCAAAGUGCAAGUAGAUAAAUAGGCACCACUCCUGUGGGAAGGUAAACUGCGUUUCCGUGUGCUGCAAGCCUCAGCUUCAGGAUCUGUCCUUCCAGUGAGCACUCAGGGUUGAUUUCCUUCAGAAUGGAGAGGUUUGAUCUUCUUGCAGUCCAUGGGACUCUCAAGAGUCUCCUCCAACACCAGAAUUCAAAAGCAUCAAUUCUUUGGCGAUCAGCCUUCUUUAUGGUCCAGCUCUCACAUUACUACUGGGAAAACCAGAGCUUUAACUGUAUGGACCUUUGUCGGCAAGGUGAUGUCUCUGCUUUUUAAGAUGCUGUCUAGGUUUGUCAUUGCUUUUCUAUUCUUUUUUUUAAUAAUUUUUAUUGAAUGAUUUUAUGUUACAAAAAACAAUACAGCCAUUCUACCACUAAAUAUAAUUAAGAAAUAAAAAUUACAUACAUCAAUAUUUAAUUUGUUAUCUGUUAUUUACUGUCUUAUUUCCUCCCAAACAUUCCAUACAAAACCACACAUAUGUGCAGACACCCACACUCCCAAGAAGCGGGAAACAUAAUUAAUCCUAAAUUGUUAUCCGCCUACUUUUACUUCCUUUGUCACUCGAACGCUAGCACGGAGUCAAAACUAUUAGAGUGGUACCUCAGGUUACAUACGCUUCAGGUUACAGACUCCGCUAACCCAGAAAUAGUGCUUCAGGUUAAGAACUUUGCUUCAGGAUAAGAACAGAAAUCGUGCUCCGGUGGCGCGGCAGCAGCAGGAGGCCCCAUUAGCUAAAGUGGUGCUUCAGGUUAAGAACAGUUUCAGGUUAAGAACAGACCUCCGGUACGAAUUAAGUACUUAACCCGAGGUACCACUGUAUUGCAGUGUUGAACUUAUCUUGUAUAACCAUCGGGCUUGUUGUGUUUCUGUUUCCCCAGGUCUGCCGAGCUUUGGAAACCUCCAGCAGCCCUCCCCUGAGCCUGUCUCCCCUUGACAGCCCGUACGCCACCGUCCAAGCCUACCACCAGGGCAACACCACCGCCUCUCGCAAGAAAGUCCUCCCCGUCGUCCGAGAUUUCCUGCGGGAGUGGGACCGGCCGGCCCCCGCCACCAUGGAGCCCGAGGCCACGGCCCCGUACGGCAAGACGAGGCCGGAGCCCCGAGGCGCCGAACCCUGCGAGCGAGAGCAGGGGCCCGGCAGCCCCAGGAAGGACCCCGCGAAGCCACACCGCCUGGGGGACGACCUGGCCGCGGACGACGACGCCCCGCUGCCCCCCACGCCCAUGAACAGCCUGGUGGAUGAGUGCCCCCUCGACCGGGGUCUCCCCAAACUGUCGGCCGAGGCCGUCUUCGAAAAGUUCAGCCGCAUCGCCGAGGCUCGCUCCUCCGCGGACGACGAACCGGGGAAGAAGUGA
Podarcis lilfordi (Lilford's wall lizard) is the source of this 32494-nucleotide messenger RNA. The record is from the annotation of a GenBank genome assembly. NCBI's taxonomy places the organism in Eukaryota, Metazoa, Chordata, Lepidosauria, Squamata, Lacertidae.